CCUCGGGCGGAUUAUGUAAAAUGGAAACCAUCACUUCGUCUUAAUAGUAUUUCCUGCAUAACAGACCUGCUGAAGUACUGUUGGUUUUGUUUUGUUUUUUCCAAUUUUUUAAUUACAAUGGCAGAGGAGGAAGAAGAUGAUUAUAUGUCAGACGCUUUUAUAACUAAACAGGAGGAUCUGAGGCCGGGGAUGCCCAUGUUGCGGAGAGAGAAAGAAGCCCUGAGGAAGGAGGUGCACCACAAGGAGAUGAAUAUAAAGAACAGGCAAAAGAGCUUCAAGGAGGAAGAGCAGGAGAGGAGGGAGGCAGUGAUGAAGAGCUCAUUAGGCAAUGAAAACAAGGGCUUUGCUUUACUACAAAAGAUGGGGUACAAAGCAGGUCAAGGGCUUGGAAAAGCAGGAGCUGGCAGGGUUGAACCUAUCCCAGUGAACAUUAAAACAGAUCGAGGUGGGAUUGGGCUAGAGGAAGUGAAAAAGAGGAAAGCUGAAGAAAAACUUGAAAACUAUAGGCGAAAGGUUCAAGUCAAACAGCAAGUAGAGAAGCAAGAUCUUGAAAACUUCAGACUAAGGAUGAGAACAGAAAAAGAAGAGCGGCAGAUAGAGGCAGACCUCUGGAAAAGCCAGCGGGCUUGUGAACAGCUUGACAGCCAAAAGGGUAUCACAGAGCCCAGGGAUCCUUGGUAUUGGCCUGCCUCUAAAACUGAGGAAGUGGAGGAGGAGGAGGAGGACAAUGACAAUGACAAUGAAGAAACAGAGGAGGAGGAAGAUGAAGCAGAACAACUAACUUCUUUUGAAAAGUUGCAGAUACUGACAUCAUAUUUACGAAACGUUCACUUCUACUGCAUCUGGUGUGGAACAUCAUACGAUGAUGACGAAGACUUGUCUUCAAAUUGCCCUGGAGAGACUGCUGCAGAUCACGACUAACUAAGGGUACAGAGGACAAAGACCAUAAAAGCAAGAUUCCCUCUGUAAAAUGUUCACACAAAAAAAGAUGUAAUUCAUGUGUAACAGGUGGCGACGGUAACUGGCUCAUCAAUAACAUUCACAGUCACUUGACCAGGACCAAGAAGCUGUCUUCCCGUAUUUUAUCAUUUUCUUUCUGUUUAAGCUCAGUUUCAGUGGUCAUAAUGUCUAUUAGAAUGUAUUAUAAGAGCCAAGUAUCUAAUUGUGUGAUCAAUGUAUGUUUUUUAUUUUAUUUUGUAUUCCACUUUCUUAUUUAGACAGAAAAAAGUGUUGUGAUAAACACAUUCUGAUAUUUCAAAGUAUUGCAUGAGAUUUGCUAACAAGAAAGUUAAUGCGUACAAAUUACCUUUGAUGAUUCUUGCGAAGAAAAAACAUGUUCAGUUUUGCUUUCAAAUAAACCAACCAAUCGUCAAUAAUUUGUUCAAAACAACAACUGUGUACAUUGGUAAGGUUUCUAUUUUAUUUUGUUUAGAUUUUGUAUUUAUUAGUUUUAUGUUUUCUGGUGAAAGCAUCAGGAGUGUUCUCAUAAUUGUUAAAGUAGACUGAUCUCUCUUGUGAAGAUGUGGCACAUUGACCAUAAAAGUGAGCAUAAAAGUUAAAAUAAGGUUUGACGUUAUAUAAAUACAUAUUUUGUCAAGCUUGUGGAUGAUGGGGGACUCCUGGUAAGCUCACAGGAGACAAAUGGGUCAUCUUCAGGCAAAUGGAUAAAGACUAUACAGGGGGGUGGUUACUACUAAGAACAUAAGAAGAACAUAAGAAAGUUUACAAAUGAGAGGAGGCUAUUCAGCCCAUCUUGCUCGUUUGGUUGUUAGUCGCUUAUUGAUCCCAGAAUCUCAUCAAGCAGCUUCUUGAAGGAUCACAGGGUUUCAGCUUCAACAACAUUACUGGGGAGUUGGUUCCAGACCCUCACAAUUCUGUGUAAAACAGUGCCUCCUAUUUUCUGUUCUGAAUGCCCCUUUAUCUAAUCUCCAUUUGUGACCCCUGGUCCUUGUUUCUUUUUUCAGGUCAAAGAAGUCCCCUGGGUCGACAUUGUCUAUACCUUUUAGGAUUUUGAAUGUUUGAAUCAGAUCGCCGCGUAGUCUUCUUUGUUCAAGACUGAAUAGAUUCAAUUCUUUUAGCCUGUCUGCAUACGACAUGCCUUUUUGAACCCGGGAUAAUUCUGGUUGCUCUUCUUUGCACUCUUUCUAGAGCAGCAAUAUCCUUUUUGUAAUGAGGUGACCAGAACUGAACACAAUAUUCUAGGUGAGGUCUUACUAAUGCAUUGUAGAGUUUUAACAUUACUUCCCUUGAUUUAAAUUCAACUCUUCUCACAAUAUAUCCGAGCAUCUUGUUGGCCUUUUUUAUAGCUUCCCCACAUUGUCUAGAUGAAGACAUUUCUACAUCAACAUAAACUCCUAGGUCUUUUUCAUAGAUCCCUUCUUCAAUUUCAGUAUCUCCCAUAUGAUAUUUAUAAUGCACAUUUUUAUUGCCUGCAUGCAGUACUUUACACUUUUCUCUAUUAAAUGUAAUUUGCCAUGUGUCUGCCCAAUUCUGAAUGCUGUCUAUAUCAUUUUGAAUGACCUUUGCUGCUGCAUCAGUGUUUGCCACUCCUCCUAUUUUUGUGUUGUCUGCAAAUUUAACGAGUUUGCUUACUAUACCAGAAUCUAAAUCAUUAAUGUAGAUCAGGAAUAGCAGAGGACCUAAUACUGAUCCCUGUGGUACACCACUGGUUACCUCACUCCAUUUUGAGGUUUCUCCUCUAAUCAGUACUUUCUGUUUUCUCCAUGUUAACUACUCCCUAAUCCAUGUGCAUGCAUUUCCUUGAAUCCCUACUGCAUUCAGUUUGAGAAUUAAUCUUUUAUGCGGGACUUUGUCAAAAGCUUUCUGGAAAUCUAAAUAAACCAUGUCGUAUGCUUUGCAAUUAUCCAUUGUCGAUGUUGCAUCCUCAAAAAA
This is a messenger RNA of Acipenser ruthenus (sterlet), 2892 nucleotides long. RefSeq names its product G patch domain containing 11 (gene gpatch11). Gene Ontology annotation, molecular function: nucleic acid binding. Gene Ontology annotation, cellular component: kinetochore. The record is from RefSeq and is a predicted model, not a curated record. The coding region runs from base 118 to 921 and encodes 267 amino acids. The transcript is spliced from 8 exons. Lineage: Eukaryota; Metazoa; Chordata; Actinopteri; Acipenseriformes; Acipenseridae.